Messenger RNA from Eimeria tenella, 243 nucleotides. RefSeq lists its product as uncharacterized. The coding region runs from base 1 to 243 and encodes 80 amino acids. Gene Ontology annotation, biological process: protein folding. NCBI's taxonomy places the organism in Eukaryota, Apicomplexa, Conoidasida, Eucoccidiorida, Eimeriidae. Gene Ontology annotation, molecular function: ATP binding; ATP hydrolysis activity. The transcript has 3 exons. The record is from RefSeq and is a predicted model, not a curated record.
AUGAUUCGCCCAAGAGGCCCCGUGCUUGUCUUCAAGCAAAACACUAAAAGAGAGUCUGGGCGAAAGGCCCAGCUCGCCAACAUCCAGGCGAGAAAGGCCAUAGCGGACAUUGUGCGAACCACUUUGGGUCCUUCUUCGAUGCUCAAAAUGCUGCUGUGUAGUGUCCAGGGCGAGCAAGGCCAUAGCGGACAUUGUGCGAACCACUUUGGGUCCUUCUUCGAUGCUCAAAAUGCUGCUGUGUAG